GAUGGAUUCAAGUUGUGUUUUGUCGUGUGGCGUGAACCCUAAGAAAGUUUACUAUGUGCUAAACCCAGAUAGAAAUCUGCCCGACACUGAGAAUCGCUUUAAAGAAUGGUUUACUAGUGAGCGAGCGUGGCAGGGGGUUUGUGGAACUGCUCCAGACCCAGACAAACUACAAGAGGCUGUGACCACCAAAGACCUCUACAUUUACAUAGGACAUGGCGCAGGAGCCCGCUUUCUGGAUGCUCAGAGGGUUUUGAAAGGGCCUGUGCGGGCAGUAGCUCUUCUGUUUGGCUGCAGUAGUGCUGCUCUCAGUGUACUUGGCCACCAGGAGGGUACAGGAAUCAUCCUCAGCUACUUGACCGCAGGAUGCCCGUUAGUGCUUGGUAACCUGUGGGACGUAACGGAUCGUGAUUUAGAUCGUUUCACAUCGGCUCUGCUCCAAUCCUGGCUCUCU
This is a messenger RNA of Sinocyclocheilus grahami, 451 nucleotides long. RefSeq names its product separin-like. Gene Ontology annotation, molecular function: cysteine-type endopeptidase activity. Lineage: Eukaryota; Metazoa; Chordata; Actinopteri; Cypriniformes; Cyprinidae. The record is from RefSeq and is a predicted model, not a curated record. Gene Ontology annotation, biological process: proteolysis; meiotic chromosome separation. Gene Ontology annotation, cellular component: centrosome; cytoplasm; nucleus. The transcript is spliced from 4 exons. The annotation marks the transcript as partial.